GUAUUCAGGAGGGAGAUCGUGAAAGACAAAAGAGGAUAGCCGCCACUGUGUCCGUUACAUUUGCAGUUACUCCGCACCACUCUCAGUCGAACUCAGCUUCACCCCUCCGCCACUGUGUUCCUAAACCCUAACCGAACUUGUUCGUCGGAACCGAUUUCCCGCAUUUUCAAUCUCACAAGUUAUUUGUUGAAACUACUCAUUUUUAUUGGAAUAAGCAUGGCGAGCACGGCGGCGCAACUUGGUUUGGUUAAGAGCACGUUCCCUGUGGAUCUGAGGAGAAACUUGCAUUGCCAGUCUCUGUUGUUGCCGUGUCGAAUUGGGAAUGGGAGGUUUGUUGCUCCUGUUCUUCCCCUUGUGAGUUCUGGGAGGAGGGUUUCGACUGAGAAGGUGGCACUCCGUGUGAGUUGCAAGGUGUCGGAGAGUGGUGUGGUAGGGAGCAAGGAGGAGGAGGGUGGAAAUGGGGGCAUUGCUGAUUCUGAGAAUAGUUACACUUGUGUCAUGAAGUUUGGUGGGUCGUCUGUGGCUAGUGCGGAGAGGAUGAGAGAGGUUGCAAACCUUGUACUGAGCUUUCCGGAAGAGAGGCCUAUAGUUGUUCUAUCUGCCAUGGGGAAGACAACUAACUUGCUUUUACUGGCUGGAGAAAAAGCUGUGAGCUGUGGAGUUACUAAUGCAGAUCGUAUUGAUGAGCUCAGCAUUAUAGAAGACCUGCAUCUCAAGACCGCAGAGGAACUUGGUGUGGACAGAAUUUUGAUUUCAAAGCAUCUCGAAGAAUUGGAGCAACUUCUGAAAGGGAUAGCUAUGAUGAAGGAAUUAACUCCACGGACUCAAGAUUAUUUAGUUUCAUUUGGAGAGUGCAUGUCCACUAGGAUCUUUGCUGCUUAUCUUAAUAAAUUAGGUGUUAAGGCUCGCCAAUAUGAUGCAUUUGAGAUUGGUUUCAUAACAACUGAUGACUUUACAAAUGCGGAUAUCUUGGAAGCAACAUAUCCUGCUGUUGCAAAGAGGUUACAUAGUGAUUGGGUUUCUGAUCCUGCAAUUCCAAUUAUUACAGGCUUCCUUGGAAAGGCUCGGAAAUCAUGUGCAGUGACAACCUUGGGUAGAGGGGGUAGUGAUUUGACAGCUACAACGAUUGGAAAAGCACUGGGAUUGCCAGAGAUCCAGGUAUGGAAAGAUGUUGAUGGCGUUCUAACCUGCGAUCCAAAUAUAUGCCCUCAAGCAGAACCUGUUCCCUAUUUGACAUUUGAUGAGGCUGCUGAACUUGCAUACUUUGGUGCUCAGGUCCUGCAUCCACAGUCUAUGCGACCUGCUAGAGAAGGUGAUAUUCCUGUUAGGGUUAAAAAUUCUUACAACCCUAAAGCUCCUGGUACCCUAAUCACCAAAACAAGAGAUAUGAGCAAGGCAUUAUUAACUAGCAUUGUUUUGAAACGUAAUAUUUCCAUGUUGGAUAUUGUGAGCACUCGCAUGCUUGGUCAGUUUGGAUUCCUUGCUAAGGUGUUUUCAAUCUUUGAAGAUUUAGGCAUAUCAGUUGAUGUUGUAGCUACAAGUGAAGUCAGUAUUUCUUUGACAUUGGAUCCAUCAAAGUUUUGGAGCAGAGAGCUAAUUCAGCAGGAACUUGACUAUGUUGUUGAGGAACUGGAAAAAAUAGCUGUGGUAAAACUUCUAAAGAAUAGAUCCAUAAUCUCUCUCAUUGGAAACGUUCAGAGGUCAUCACUAAUAUUGGAGAAGGCCUUUCAAGUUCUUCGAAGCCUUGGCGUCACUGUUCAAAUGAUCUCUCAAGGUGCAUCUAAGGUGAAUAUCUCGUUAGUUGUAAAUGACAGUGAAGCAGAGGAGGCUGUUAGGGCUCUCCACAAAGCCUUCUUUGAGAGUGAGCUCUCUGAAUUAGAGAUUGAAUGUAUAUCUGGAAAUGGUUCUGUUCCUGCAUUAUCUUAAGGGGGAUGCUUUCAACUUUUUUCUAUUAUCAAUCCUCCACUCUUCAAGCGAAAUUUUGGUUGGGAUGAAUGGCGAUUUGUCAGUACAGUAUAUACCAGUCAAGUCAUUGCUAGGGUUUUAGGUAGUUUUAUCCACGAGAGAAGCUUCUGUGGAGGUUAGAAUUGAUUUUGAAGAAACAUAAGUUGAUUCGAACAUGUUAUAAGUGUGACAGUUUGUUAAGGAUUGAUAAAUAUUAAAGUAUUUAAUGAAAAGUAUUAUGUAUAAUACAUUAAAAUUUAUAAAAUAUACUUUUCAUUAAAUCUUCUUAUUUUGAAAUCUUUAACGAGUGUCCUUCGCCUUUAUUAUAUAUAUUUGGAUACCAUCACGCAAGAAGCUCGAAGUCCCUUUAUGUCUAUCAUCAGUCUAUGAGAUGGCUCUGGUUUUGUUUUCUUGGUCAAAGGAUCAAUCUGAGCCAGUUACAAAUUCUAUGUCUACAGGCAUUUGUAGUAUUCUCAAAUUUUAGUAUAUGUAUGAUAUAUUUUGUGUGUUAAAA
This is a messenger RNA of Lotus japonicus, 2458 nucleotides long. Its product is annotated as aspartokinase 2, chloroplastic-like. Gene Ontology annotation, biological process: amino acid biosynthetic process. Bases 217 to 1926 code for a protein of 569 amino acids. Lineage: Eukaryota; Viridiplantae; Streptophyta; Magnoliopsida; Fabales; Fabaceae. Gene Ontology annotation, molecular function: aspartate kinase activity. The transcript has 14 exons. The record is from RefSeq and is a predicted model, not a curated record. Gene Ontology annotation, cellular component: chloroplast stroma.